AUGGCCAAACAUGCCGUGCAUUCCAACUUGAGAGGCAUGAAAAAAACCCGUUCGGGGUGCUUGUCUUGCAAACGACGAAAGAAGAAGUGUGACGAGGACAGACCUAGAUGCUCAAAUUGUACAAGACUGAAUCUUGAAUGCAGUUACCAGUUGCUUUUGAAUUGGAAUAAGCUUCACCAGAUAACAGCUGGUGGUCAGAACUUUUUGAAUUUGAGCAAAGAAAGCUCAUUUUUACCGCUCAUCAACUGUUCGCUAUGGGAGGUCAGUUUGAGUUACUACUUCAAGGAUACCUCUGAAUCACACUUGACCCCGAAAUUGAAUACGCUUUUCAAGAAAAGUGACUCAGAUGACGAAGAAGAUGAUACCGAACUUAUUGAAGUGUACGAAACAUCUCCGGGCUAUCUCUUCGAACAUUACAUCAAAAACAUUAGCAUGACCAGGACCUUCUCCGACUCCAACAACACUUUCAAUGAGUUUUUCUCCAUUAUCAUCCCUCGUUGCAAUGAUUUCGCUGCCCUAUACCAAUCAGUUUUGUGCAUGUCUGCUAUAGAUCUUCUAAAGCAGGAAAAAAAUACCAAGAAACCGAAUGCUGCCCUAAUCGGUACCUAUCAAACGCUAUUUUUAAAGUUCAAGGACCAGGCCAUCAAUGAGCUUCACCUCAUUCUCGACAACCACGACAUCUCUGAACUCAAAACUCUGGAAGAGCUUGUGGUUACAAUAAUGAUAUUGUGUUCCUCGGAGAUUGCCAAUAGUUGUGACAAAAAUUGGGCAAACCUCAUGAAAGAGGGAUGCCUGGUGUUUUCGUCUUUGGAACCAGACCAGAUCCUGAGCUCAAAUGUUCUGAUGUUUGUCUACAGAUAUUUCAGUUUGAGAUAUGUCUUUCUGAUUUGCACUCUGAAAAGCAACAAAUUCACUGAUUUUGUGGAAAAGUGUCAGUGGAACACACUCGGUUCGUUCUUCGAUAACGACACAAUCGACCAUAUGUUCGGGUGCUCUCCCCGUCUUCUCUACACUAUCUAUCAGCUUGCCUCACUGAACCAUCUUCAUGACCUCAAUACCAUUGAGAUAGAAGAUUUGGAAGCAAAGUACAUGGAAAUAUGGGAAGCCCUUUGCAAUCUGGACCAAAAGUCGUCUGAGAAUUCCACGGAGCUGGAACUCUGUGCUCAUGCCUAUUUUCUUGGGACGAAGGUCUACCUCUGCACUCUUUUAUCUAUGGGAAAACUCCGAGCAUAUUACAUGUUCCGAAAGACCUUGGAGUCGCUGAUACCCGAGCUCUCCGAGGUCCUGAUGAAGCUCAGCAAGGUGAACUCCAAGGUAUUUUUUCCCAGCUGGAGCCUUCUGAUUUUGUCAUCAUGCCUAGUGAACACUUCUGUAGGAGAGACUAACAGGCUCGCUGUGAUAGAAAUUCUCAGGGUGCUAAGGAAAAAAUGGCCUUUCAGCACGAUUCUUCAUCUUAAGCAGGCUAUUCAAUCCAUAUGGAACAUCUACGAUCUGUGCAUUGAUGAUCCUUCCGGAUUUCUGGGAUUUGCAUCAACAGAAAGCUUCAGUUCACAAAAUGAUUGGAGGAACAUUUUGGAUCAAGUUGGGCUGUUGCUUCCGUUAGUGUAA
Messenger RNA from Kuraishia capsulata CBS 1993, 1608 nucleotides. RefSeq lists its product as uncharacterized. The coding region runs from base 1 to 1608 and encodes 535 amino acids. Gene Ontology annotation, biological process: positive regulation of transcription by RNA polymerase II. Gene Ontology annotation, molecular function: zinc ion binding; transcription cis-regulatory region binding; DNA-binding transcription factor activity, RNA polymerase II-specific. The record is from RefSeq and is a predicted model, not a curated record. Gene Ontology annotation, cellular component: nucleus. NCBI's taxonomy places the organism in Eukaryota, Fungi, Ascomycota, Pichiomycetes, Pichiales, Pichiaceae. The transcript has a single exon.